Molecule: messenger RNA, 2199 nt
Organism: Moneuplotes crassus
Lineage: Eukaryota; Ciliophora; Spirotrichea; Euplotida; Euplotidae
Source: the annotation of a GenBank genome assembly
AUGGAGAUAAUUAGUCAAUCUGAGGUAUAUGAAGAGGACAGGCAUAAUAAGAUAUAUGAUCAUGAAAGUCAUCAACUUGGUUCUGAUUUGGACUUGAGUCGGACGCCACAUGAGUCUAUCACCGUAAGCCAUGGUAGUGAAUCAAGAGUUCCUGGUCAGAAGACCACAGAGCAGCAUAAAUCACAGAGUUUAGCUUCAAGUAGUUCCGGGUCUCAUAAACAGAAACUUGAAGGAUUGAAAUAGCAAAAUGUCUGUAGUUGGGUCGAUGACUAGAAAACAUGAGAAAGUCAUUUACAGAGCCUUUGCUGUUGCUAUAAUUGAUCAGGAGCAUAUUCCUCUAGCAUUGAAUCAGAUCUCAAUGAAAGAUGACAAAUUCAUUCAAGCAAAGAACGUGGUCAUGGCUUUUCGGAUAAACUCACCUGAAGAGGUCCUUGUUAGAUCCAAAGAUGGCAAUGAUAUUGUCGAAGGCUUUGAUAAUGGAGAUCUCGAAGGCUGAGGAGAAAAAUUACUACAUUUAUUACAGAGAAUCUCUGUAGAAAAUAUACUUAUAAUCAUAGCUAUCAGCUAUUUUGGCUUGAAAGGAUCUCUUCAAAUCGGAUCUUACUCUCACUGAAUUAAUAUUGCAAGGGAUCUACUAACUUCCUUGCAUAACAAAGCUCUUGACUUUGAGCAAAAAUCUGAAGCUGAAGGUGAAGAUGAUGAGGUUUUAGAUGUUGAGGAUGAACUUCAAGGUGUUGGCAAUAAGAUUCAUCUUGUAGCAGGAGGAGAGCCAUACAGAAUCUCACCAUUUAAGGCUACUUCAAACAGACAUAGCAUACUGCAAAAUCAGAGGAAGAGAAUAAGGACUAGCCAUAAUAGAAUAAAAGUCAGCUCAAAUUAUCCUUUGCAAGAUCUAUAUUCCCCUCAAUCAGUGACGGACAACGAAAACUCAGUAGCUAGCAUUCCUAAAUAGGGCUACAAUGUCUCCUUAUUUUGGUCAGCAGCAAGACAUUGAUCAAAGCCAGGUUAUCCCUAGAGUUUUUAACUUUCCAGAAUUUAUGAACAAAAAUCAUCGAUACACUAAAAGGCCAAAUACUUAUUUCGCAGAGUUGGCUGCAGCAAAUAGCAAAUUCUCUAAUACAUCCAGAAGACAGAGACGUCGGAAAAAUGGGAAGAACAGCACUGGUAUUCAUCUAGAAGCUCAUGGAAAAAUGAUGCAAUAUAAUAUGAACGGAGACUUGAAUUUACACCAACCUGGAGCCUUCUCUUCUGAUGCACGUCAAAGGUCAAGUUAUGGGCAAAGUUUCAGGAUGACCCAAGCAAACUACACAGGGAUAAAUCACCAAAGAAGAUUAGCGUCGUAUUCAAUGAAUAGGAAUAAGCUGAACAAGACUACGAAUAUUAUAAACCCGCAUUUGCCAAGAAUUUCAGAUCAAUCUCCGUUUUCACCACUGAAAUCCUCUACUAAUGAGAUCAUCACUGAAGAGGUGAAGUCCCCUGCAGAGAAAUAAGAUAAUUUAAAGAUGUUAAACGGAGAUAUAAGAAAAAAGAAGAGACUUUGAAGCGUAAAAGUAUCGAAGCCCAUCGCCUCGCCAAAAUUCAGAGGAAAUCUGACCUUGAAGGUCUUGAAAUAUCAAAGGACCAGCCAAAGCUUAAGGUUGUGAAAAAACCAGUUUUUACAUGAAUUCCUAAAAGAAAGGCAGAGCCUAAGCCAGGAAAUUUCCUACAGCCGAAGAGAUUGAUUCUGACAGAUUAUAAAGUUCUGGUUCCCUCUGCAAAAGCAGCUCCCACUGUAUCUGUCUUUAACAUUCAUGACAACCUUCCUAAUAGUGAUUCAAGAGAGCAUCUGGAUGAAGUAGAAAUCCCUGAUAUUGAUUUGACUAACUACGACAACGCCUCAUUGGGAUUCGUCCUUAAUGCUGAGGUGGAAAAACCAAAGUUCCGUAUUCAGGACGUCAAGAGAAUGAUGGACGAAGUUCCUAACGAUAUCCAUAAGCUUGAAGACUAUAUUGAUCAUGUUGAGCUUGACGAUAAACCGACCAAUGUUCUCGUCAAGUUGGCAGAACAGUGAAAGAAAAGGAGAAGAAAGCUGUAUAAAGAUCUCAAAAAUCCAGAUAGUAGUUCUGAAAGUAGUAAUGAAAGUCAAGAAGAUGAAAUGAUUGCUAACUUCAAGUCCUAUCGGAUUCAAAAUAAAUAUUAAUCAAUUCAGUUUUAUGAAAA